Populus nigra (black poplar) is the source of this 1395-nucleotide messenger RNA. RefSeq names its product probable WRKY transcription factor 13. The transcript is spliced from 3 exons. The coding region runs from base 422 to 1120 and encodes 232 amino acids. Gene Ontology annotation, biological process: regulation of DNA-templated transcription. Gene Ontology annotation, molecular function: DNA-binding transcription factor activity; sequence-specific DNA binding. NCBI's taxonomy places the organism in Eukaryota, Viridiplantae, Streptophyta, Magnoliopsida, Malpighiales, Salicaceae. The record is from RefSeq and is a predicted model, not a curated record.
GGCUUCUUCCCCUUUUAUAUUUUCUUCCUGUAUCCCAUUCCUCGACUAUAUAAAAAGUUCAAACGAGAGGAGCUAAACAAUUUAAAAGGCUCUUUUGCACAUACAGAGAGAUAGAGGCAAAAGGGAGCUCAAAGGGAAAGUGGCUGGUCAUAUUUAUAGGCACUCAGGUUCUUAUCUUUGCAAUUCUCUCUUAUAUUGUUUCUGGGAGUUCUUCGAGAGAGAAGCCCUCUUGUUUUCGCUUGUUUUAAUAUAGGCUGCCUGCUUGUGAUCAUUUAGAGAUCUUCCUUGCCAGGUUUUUCUCAUAUAAAAAGAACCAAAGGUACAAUUAGUUACUGGUGUUCUAUCUUCGAUAGAGAGAGAGAGAGAGAGAGAGAGAGAGAGAGAGAGAGAGAGAGAGAGAGAGAGAGAGAGAGAGAGAGAGAUGGCAGCUACCUCCCAAGCUACACUAAACCAGCAGCCCUUGUUUGAAGAUCAAGAGAUGCCUACACAAAUGGGCUUCUUUUCUUUUCCUCCACACUUGACCUAUCCUCAAUCGGCUAGUUGCCACCAGUCUCUCAAAGGCUUCAUAAUACCUCCUUCACUUGCGGCUGAUGCACCUUCUACCACCAAUCUUACUGAAACCCUACUACUCUCAUCUGUCACUAACAAGCAAAGAGAGGACACUAUUGCUUCUGAUUUGGGAGGACCCCAUCUUCUUUCCUUGCAAAGAUCUAGUGCAAAUCUCUGGGCUUGGGGAGAGGUAAAUGAGUGCUUGAACAGCAAAAGAAGUGGUUCUGGAGGAGAUCAUCUAGGGGUAUCAACAAUAAAGUUGAAGAAGAUAAAAGCAAGGAGGAAGGUGAGGGAGCCCAGGUUUUGUUUCAAGACCUUGAGUGAUGUGGAUGUGCUGGAUGAUGGUUACAAAUGGAGGAAGUACGGCCAGAAAGUGGUAAAGAACACACAGCAUCCCAGGAGCUACUAUCGUUGUACGCAAGACAAUUGUCGCGUAAAGAAACGUGUGGAGAGAUUAGCUGAGGAUCCGAGGAUGGUCAUCACAACCUAUGAAGGCAGACAUGCUCAUUCCCCGUCCCAUGAUCUUGAAGAGUCACAAACUCCAUCUCAGUUUAAUAACUUCUUCUUUUAGUAUGUUAACCAGUCAUCUCAAUUUAGCCUCUGCAAUUGUUUUUGCAUGAGCUCUUCUUUGACGGUGUCAAUGACAUGGAGAAAUAAGAGAGAGAUGCGGGUGCUGGCCGAGUUUCUUAGGCCCCCUGCAUCCUUUAUCUAAUUAAUGAAUAAGAACUUAAUAGUUGUUUUUUCUCUGUAAAUUUGAAUUAAAAUUGUAGAGCUUUCAGCUUCUUUUGUAUUGAUUUGGAUUUUGGGUACAUAAAUAACGUAAUUCUUCAUGAAUUGCUAGAUUAA